AUGGCUCAAAAAGCACUGAAAAAAUCCAACAAGACUAAUAAUAGUAAGAAUAAGACUAAAGAUAAACAGCUUGGCUUAAGAAAAGGAGCAAGAACAAUAGCUCCGAAGAAACAGUCAGUAAUAAAACAAAAAAACAUGGAGAAGAAAAUAACGUUGGCAAUAAAUAAGAACAUUGAACAAAUAAUGGUGUCAAGAGCAAGCGCCGUGGCUGGAGGGAGAAAGUUCAAUAUAGUCAAGGCAGCAGGAUCUGACAAUAGGAACAAGGGAGAUCACAAGACAAAGAAGACAAAAUGA
This is a messenger RNA of Paraglomus occultum, 294 nucleotides long. Lineage: Eukaryota; Fungi; Glomeromycota; Glomeromycetes; Paraglomerales; Paraglomeraceae. The record is from the annotation of a GenBank genome assembly.